Messenger RNA from Bursaphelenchus okinawaensis, 846 nucleotides. NCBI's taxonomy places the organism in Eukaryota, Metazoa, Nematoda, Chromadorea, Rhabditida, Aphelenchoididae. The record is from the annotation of a GenBank genome assembly.
AUGAUCACUCUACCUUACAAUCAUCGUAUCACUAGAGUCGAUUCAGAAGAUACAACUAAAAGUAGUACAGGUAUCUCUAGAAUAAUAUAAUUUUUUCGUGUUUUUUGGAUCUUGUUUUUAAUUUUAGGUAACAAAAAGAAUGUUCAUAACUUCAAAAACAUUAAAAAAAAAGCAAAGAACUUUUUAAAACACGACAAUACAUAUUUCAGGUUACCCCCUCCACAAAGAAAAGUCUCCUUUAAAGGACAACCACAAAGAUGAGUACACAAAGCCUUUGAUCAGGCAUAAACGUCAGUUUCUGGGCGGUGGAUGUUGUGGAAUGAUGCAGGCUAGUCCAGUGUGUUGCCCUGUACCUGUGCCGGCUCCGAUUCCAAUGCCCAUGCCAUUACCAAUGCCAAUGCCGAUGCCAGUACCUGUUCCAGCACCGGUACCCGUGCCGGCUCCAGUUCCGGUUUACGGGGUGAGUUGAGGUUUUUAAGCGAAAUUUUUAAAAUGGUGACGCUAAUUUUAAAUUUUUUAAUUAAAAAUCAGAUUUAAAAUUUUUAUUGUUCACAAAGCACUGAAUUUCAGUUUUCAAUCUUUUUUAAUCAGUACAUCAUUCACAACAUAACCUUUCAGGGCGGCUGCUGUGCCUGUUGUCAACCAAUGUGUGUACCAACUUGUCUGAGAACUUGUGGUUUAGGAGGUAUUGGACUUGGUGGUCUACCUUUUGGCGGGCUUGGCCUUGGUGGACUAGGCGGACUUGGAGGCCUUGGAAUGGGAGGGCUUGGUGGUCUUGGCAUGGGUGGGAUGUUUGGUGGUUGUGGGCUUGGAGGAAUCCCUUUCAGAACUCGCAGGAUUAAGUAA